UUGUUCAGCACGAACCGGUUCCCAGAUGCCCUUCUCUCUUGCGCGCGGCAGGGAUUCUUUCGAAGAAUGUCUGGUAGGAAUUGAAAACAUUACUGAACACACUACACCACUCGCACUGCACCGCACAGCACAAGCAGACGUGCAUUAGUGCGGAUAAGUUGUAACCGCGCGCUCUUUCGGUUCGUGUGUCUGUGCAAAAAAAAAUCUAAACAACCGGAGGACGAAGAGCAACAAACGCCAAAAUCUACGAGGGAGAGAAAUAAUCAAAUUCCAAUUCAACUCGAGUGAACGAAGAGAUGAAAUAAGUUGCGAAAAGGCGCAGAAAAUUAAACACGAAGGAGUCUCUCAGGGAUGUUUGAAGUGCGAUGGGGUGGUUCGAGGUAAUCAGUUUCUACGCAGCGCUCGUGCACGUUCUUGGAUCCAUUACGAGCGUCGCCUCAGAAGUGGGACGCAUCCAUAAGAUUUCGUCCCCGACUUCCAUAGCUCUUCCGCUGAACGACGAGACGAUCCUGAUAUGCGAGAUGAACAUCGUUCCCGACAAAUUCGAGUGGAGGUUCUACAAACUGGACGAGUCUCAGGUGUCGAAUCCGAACGCUCUUCUGAAUCUGACCAGGGAUUACGUGGAGCUGCCUCCGAAGCGGUUCACCAACGACAAGAAGAAAUCGACUCUGACGAUAAAGUUGACCAAUUCCUCUUCGGCCGGGGAUUACCAAUGCCUGGCGCAUUACGGUGCUUCCGUCGUCGCUUCGGUUCCGGAUCGGAUAACGCUUACGACUCUUCGGAAUUUCCCGGUGCAGCAUACCACUCAUGCGGUCGUCUCUUCUGGGAACACCGUGGUGUGGAAAUGCGAUCCGCCCUAUUCGAAUCCUGCGGCCUACGUCGACUAUUAUUACAAGGAUAAACCGUGCCCCAAUUCGCAGGGAUCCUCGCUCGUUCUCCAGAACAUCGCCGAAGAUCAAUCCGGAUUGUACAAGUGUCAAGCGAUGAACAGUCUGAAUCCUUCCUCGAAGGUCACUUCAAGCGGUAAUCUCAAUAUCACAGUAAAGGCGCACAUGCAAGCUGAGAAGCCCAGAUUCAUAGUCCAACCACAAUCCAUCUACAUUCUUCAGAAAGGUCAAACGUUGUUUUUGGAAUGCGGUGCGGUGGGGACGCCGGUACCGACGGUAUCUUGGGAGAAGAAAAACGGGAUUUUACCAAAGAAUCGCACCGAGUUCGUGGCAGGCGGUCUGCGGAUCGUCGACGUGGUGCCAGAAGACGACGGCGUGUACAUCUGCAAAUACUCGAAUUACAAAGGAUCCGCCACUCAUCUGAUCACCGCGAUGUACAACGAAGAGCCGACCAUCAUCCACGGCCCGAAAAGCACUCACGCCAAGGAAGGCGAAAACCUCGAGCUCGAAUGCACGGCCAGAGGUGUACCUCAACCGAGGAUCACCUGGUUCCUGAACGGCCAGAACGUCCUAGGCGACAAGAACAUCGAAGCUGUAGAGAACAUCCUGUACUUUGUUCCGUUCGAGAAACGGCACGCCGGAAUCAUCCAGUGCUUCGCCACGAACAUGUACGGAACGACUUACAGUAGCGCCGAUCUGGAAGUGAUCCCCAAGCAGAUAUCGAGCGCUAACGCCGUCGAAGAUGUAGUCGUUGCUCCGGUCGUUCCCAAUCACAAGCGCGGGAAGAACAACAAGAAAUUGAAGCACAAAGGAACAGCGGAGAUGAUCCCACCUGGUAGACCGAUAAUCUCCAGGUUGAACGAUGAGUCGGUGGUGGUGCGAUGGUUCGUGCCGACGAACGACGGUCUUCCCAUCCAGUUCUUCAAAGUCCAGUACAAAGAAUUGGGACCGGGGAAGAGAUCCAAAUGGAAGACGACCAACAACGAUAUAGCCCCGAACAUACGCAGCUACGAAGUCAAUAAUCUUAAGCCCGAACACACUUACAAGUUUAGAAUAGCGGCGGUCUACAGCAACAACGACAACAAGUUGAGCCCGAUCAGCGAUAAGUUUCAUCUAAUCAGAGCGGAUUUCUCCACGAACAAUCCGCUACCUAUUCCAAUCCUGAAGCACACAGAAACCAUAAAUACUACUUCAAUCAGAAUAUUCUGGGAGUACACGCCUUUCCCGAAUAUAACCGUCGAUGGUUUCUACGUUAAUUACAUGUCUGCGAGCAGCGCCGGAGAUUACAUGAAGGCCACAGUCGAAGACGAAAAAACUAACACUUACAUCAUAACUCAUCUAAUACCGGACACCGUCUACGACAUCAAAUUGCAGAGCUUCAACUCGAAGAUGGCUGGACUAUUUAGCCCCAUCCUGAAGCAAAAGACUGACAAAUUAGCCACAGAAUCUCCACUGACGACGACGGUGAAGAGCAAAUCCACCGACGAAUCCGCUUCAGAUUCUCAACUCUACAUAUUCAUCGGGGUUGGAGUACUCGUGGUGACUGUUUUGUUAAGCGUAGUCGUACCUUUGAUAAUCUGCACGAAAUGGAAGCAGAGCAAAGAGGCGGUCAACGCUCGAGGGGAGAGGACGAAUAAAUCCUCCGCCGACGAAAUAAGCCAUCACAUUCAGGCCGAAGCGAACGAGUACGUGGUGACGCAGAAGAACUCGAAGAACAAUGGAUGCGGCCCGAAUAGGAUCACAAUAACAGCGAAUCCUUUAGCGGACGCUGAUAACAAGAGUCAAAACAUGAUAGAAAUGUCGUGUUUGUCUUCUCAAAACAACAACUGCACGUCGUCGGCAAGCGCGGAUGGUCAGGACCAGCAGCCGUCACAGCAGCAACAGCAACAGCAACAACAACAGCCACAGCAGAAUCAGCAACCUCAGGAGCAGACGAUGAUGAUCAAGGCUAAGCACAAGAGCAAAAGGCGAAAACACGCCGUCGACGGUUCGUCCGGAGAGAACUUCGUCUGAGACUGAGAGAGAUAGAGUGUGAGAGAGAGAGUAAAAGAAGAUGUGGUGAAGAUGUCGAUCGAGAUCCAAAGAAUGCAAACAACAUCCAAGAUCUCUUCAGCACUUCAAGCACAACAAAGCACAAUCAUACUUGCCAUAUCCCAUUGCAGUUGUAUCUCCGAUAUUCAGUUACUUAGUACAACGAACAAAUAUGUACAUAAUUUAUUAUAUUAGUUAAUAAGAAUCAUGAUCAUGACUACUACCUUCGCUGCCUAUUUUUUUUUUUGUUUUGUUUGUUUUGUAACUUCAGUAUUACACGUAGCUAUUAGUAAUCAGUAAUUACUAUUUAAGUUUAUUUUUUCUCUUAUUUAAGUAACGCACACUUAUGUAUAUACGAAUGUACAAUAAAUUAGACUUUAGACUUUAAUUCAUACGAAAAUAUUUUUUUUUGUUGUUGUCGUAAAGUAGAAAUUUCUUCGCAUUGUUUUAAUAUUAAUAUCACUUGCGCACAACUUUCGUAAACUGAGAACUACCUGCAUAUUAUUUACUUGCCUUGUCCUACCUUUCAUGCGGAUCUACUUAAUUUAUUGUUAAUAAUUUAUGUUUUUUUUAUUGUUGUUGUUGUUUGAAACGCAUUCAAAAUGUACCCAAGCUUCCUCACCAACAA
Molecule: messenger RNA, 3546 nt
Organism: Nicrophorus vespilloides
Lineage: Eukaryota; Metazoa; Arthropoda; Insecta; Coleoptera; Silphidae
Product: interference hedgehog-like
Exons: 8
Coding region: 366-2900 (844 amino acids)
Biological process (GO): cell-cell adhesion; axon guidance; nervous system development
Cellular component (GO): axon; plasma membrane
Molecular function (GO): protein binding
Source: RefSeq, a predicted model, not a curated record